AAGUAGAAAAAUGAGCGUCGCCCAAUAGAGAGAGAGAGAGAGAGAAAGAAGAGGUCUAGGCAAACGUGAAACGACCACCUCCGCACUCUCUUUCACCACCAUGCGUAUCGCUUUCGCCCCCACCUCCUCCAAUCCUCUCCCUCCGGUUCGUGCAGUUACUUCCCCGCCGUCCAGUAUCAUCCACAAUGCUCUUACGUCCUAUUCACCUUCCUCUUCGAGAUUCAGUUUCCGCAACAAGGUUUGUUUGCGUAGCCGGAGGAAUCCACCGCCGCCGUCGUCUGUAACUCCGAUUAAGUGCGCCGGCGCAGUGCGGGAGGUCGACGAAAACCUAUUCCCCAGCGUCGUUUUGAAGUCCGAAAUCCCCGUCCUCGUCGAGUUCGUCGCCACGUGGUGCGGCCCCUGCCGUUUAAUCGCUCCUGCGAUUCAAUCACUCGCUCAGGAGUACGAAGAGAAACUAACGGUUGUGAAAGUCGAUCACGAUUCGAACCCGAGGCUGAUCGAGAAAUACAAGGUAUACGGAUUGCCGAUGCUGAUUCUCUUCCAAAACGGGCAGGAAGUUCCAGGGAGCAGAAGGGAGGGUGCGAUAACCAAAGUUAAACUCAAAGAGUACGUAGACAAACUUCUCGAGUCCCUUUCAACUGUUUAAACAUGAGAAAUAUUUCCCGAAGAAAAAAAAAUCGAUCUUUUUCUAUACCUUAUUGCAGUUGAGAUCCUCUCGUCUUUAAAUUAGAUUCGGUUAUUUGUUCAUGUUGUAUAUUACCUGAGUUGUCGAUAGGUCCAAAGUCUGUAACUGCAAUAUUUGAUUGUAGUUGCCACUAUUGCAGCUUUAUAAUAAUAAUGUUUAUUGUAUUUGAACAUCACACAGAAGCUAUCUAUGGAAGAAUCAGUUUUCGCA
Molecule: messenger RNA, 895 nt
Organism: Erythranthe guttata (spotted monkey flower)
Lineage: Eukaryota; Viridiplantae; Streptophyta; Magnoliopsida; Lamiales; Phrymaceae
Gene: THX
Product: thioredoxin X
Cellular component (GO): cytoplasm
Molecular function (GO): protein-disulfide reductase activity
Source: RefSeq, a predicted model, not a curated record